UUAGAUAGCGCCCAUACAGGUGACCUCCGUCACGUUGUCAUGACAACUUCACGCCUUUAAGGGUCAAGCGCUGACAGACAAGUGGAAUGCCUGCCAAACCUGUCCGACCUCUUUUGUUCGAACUGCAUUUUGGUUCAUCGCUACCAAGGAAAACAUCUGUGGUUGGGAACGUAGGAUUAUCUGGAAGGUUGGAACUUGUAGUGACAAAUUCUUCAAUCCCCUGGUACGUGACAGGCCUUGUUGCCAUUCUCGUUCCCAGGAGCACUCAGUGAUUGGCUGUUGUCGUAAGUGACGAAAAUUCGUUAACGGCUGGGGAUGUCAGGUGGAUGGACCUCUGCUGACUUGGUUUAAAGGUCAAAGAAAGGACACCCGAGAAUAGAACUUGUUGCAGUCACUCGCGCCUUUGAAUACGAAUAACCUACUUUCUGACGAUCUCCUUUACCAAACUGCAUAGCUGUGAGCGGAGACUCCGAGCAGGUGAACAGUCCCUUCAGUAAGACUGAGGAGUUGCCAUGGAUUCAACGUCACCACCCACAGGGGGUGCAACUCCGGGAAUCACUGGAGAGUUUGGCGCGAUAGCACUUGCCUGGGUCAUACCAUUUCUCUUCUUCCUCGUGCUGUGGAUUGUCCUGAUGGUGUGCUGUUGUUUCUGUGAAGAACGAUGCAAGCCUGUACGAGAUAAGAUAGGACUGGAGAGAAAGUUUCGUGAGUUAAUGGGGAAGAAGAACAAAAUGGACGACACGGCGAUAAGCUUUUCUGCCUCUGAAGCUAGGAUGUCAACACGCUCUAGAUUAUUCUCCACCAUGAGUCCAGACCGUCAGGCCAUGCUAAGGACAUACAGGAAUACAAUCAUCGACAACAUGAAGUCUCCGACCACAGUGGCGUCUUACCUGGCCCAGGAGGGUGUUAUUCCUGAAACUACACUUAACGAUAUAAUAAGCCAGCCGACACCAGAGAGCAAGUCUAAGAAGCUGUUGGACGCUCUGCCCUCGUACCAGGACGAGUCAUACGGCUGCCUGUGUGCGAGUCUCAGGGAACAGGAGCAGCUCCACUGGCUGGCGGACACAUUGGAAGGAGAGGGACUGUCAGUCGACAAGAAGAGGCGGAUAGCUAGUCAUAGAAACCUGCUGGUUAACAAGAUGAACCCUGAUGACAUCAUCGCCCAUUUCUCUGACAAUAAAGUUUUCACCAGACACAUGGCGAACUGCUGCCUCGGUGCGAAGUCACGCGAGGACAAGAACAAGCGGAUUCUUCACCUGCUGCCCUCCCGGAGUGAUCGAGACUUCGGUGUCUUCUGUGCUGCCCUGAGGACAGACGACCAGUCGGCCUACCUUGCAGACCUUCUGGAAGGCGAGGGUGUGAACUUGAACACGCGGAUCAUGGAGGAGGAAGCUGUGAUGAUGAACAGUAACGUACAGAUGCAGAGUACCAUGAAGGCCAACGGCACCACUGUGUCAAACGGAGAAGGGAUGAUGUCGGGAAUCCAGAUAGGUCCGAACGUGAAAGUAGACGAGGCACAGGAGAUGAGCUCUGUGGGACAGACGGGAGGACUCAUGUCCGCGUUGUCGUCUGCCGUGGUGCCAAUCAACAUGCCUGUCAUCUUGGAAGUGAGCGGAGAAGUUGACGGUGCACACUGGUUUUAUAACGGAGAGAGCCUCGCCAAACGCCCCGGGUUCCGGGCGACGUCAGACGGCUUCCUACACGAGCUGCACAUCGAUCAGAUGACCCCUGACCUGGACGGGGCCUACACCUGUCAGGGACGUGCACCUGACGGCGGGACCGUGUCGUGCGAGAUCAAAGUCACAACAGUGCAGUAGCGCAUUACGCGCCCUUUCUUCUCCAGCAAGGACGACAUCGCUGAGACCUUUAGUUUGACAGAUCGCUCGUGUCAUAGAUGAAAUAACUAAAUCUUUUUACACUUUG
Molecule: messenger RNA, 1923 nt
Organism: Branchiostoma floridae (Florida lancelet)
Lineage: Eukaryota; Metazoa; Chordata; Leptocardii; Amphioxiformes; Branchiostomatidae
Exons: 10
Coding region: 513-1817 (434 amino acids)
Biological process (GO): regulation of apoptotic process
Molecular function (GO): death domain binding; protease binding
Source: RefSeq, a predicted model, not a curated record